AUGGCAAACGCGUUAUGUCGUCUCCUGCCCAACCUCGGCGGUCCAAGUGCAAAAGUUAGGCACUUGUACACGAACACCGUCCGAUCGGUGUCGCUCUAUGGGGCACAAAUUUGGGCGGGCGACCUGGUUGCCAACAAACGCGCCUUUGCCCUAGUUAAAAGGGCGGAUAGGCGCAUGGUCAUUAAAGUCGCCCGGUGUUACCGGACGGUGUUGUAUGUGGCGGCCACGACCCUGGCGAGGGUACUCCCGCUCGACCUGGUCGCUAAAUCGCGUGCCAAAUCGUAUCGGUGCGCGAUAAAGGUCGGACGGAGCGGUAUUUCCCCCGAGAACAUCUCCAGGAAAGUGGCGAAAGAGAAGGCCAGGGCCCGGAAGUGGGCGCUCAGGGAGUGGCAACACCGACUGAGCGAACACAAUAUUCCGGGUCUACCUGGAUUAAGGACCGUCGAGGCCAUUCAGCCCUGCCUACUGGAGUGGGUAGGUAGGAGGGGAGGAGGAGUUUCCUUCAGGAUAGCGCAGGUUUUCACCGGGCAUGGAUGCUUUGGUGACUACCUGUGCCGGAUAGGGAAGAAGCCCACCACGCGGUGCCACCACUACGCAGCCGGCCAGGACUCGGCGCAGCAUACGCUCGAGUUAUGCCCGGCGUGGGCUGAUGAGCGUUGGGUCCUGGUUGAAGUGGUUGACGAAGACCUCUCCCUCCCUUCCCUUGUUAGGGGAAUGUUGGAGGGAGAAGAUGUUUGA
Messenger RNA from Linepithema humile (Argentine ant), 738 nucleotides. The record is from RefSeq and is a predicted model, not a curated record. NCBI's taxonomy places the organism in Eukaryota, Metazoa, Arthropoda, Insecta, Hymenoptera, Formicidae.